Aspergillus aculeatus ATCC 16872 is the source of this 807-nucleotide messenger RNA. Its product is annotated as terpene synthase family protein. The record is from RefSeq and is a predicted model, not a curated record. The transcript has 4 exons. NCBI's taxonomy places the organism in Eukaryota, Fungi, Ascomycota, Eurotiomycetes, Eurotiales, Aspergillaceae. The coding region runs from base 1 to 807 and encodes 268 amino acids.
AUGCAGGUGACCGUCCCCGAGUGUCUGCCGGAGCGUCUCGAGGUCAUCUCCUAUACGAAUGAGUUUGCUUUCCUCUAUGACGAUGUAAUGGAGAAGCUGAUCGAUCAUGACUGCGUAUGCCUACUGGACCCCCCAGGCAGAGCAGAGCAGAAAGCCUCGCGAGCGAACGCGCUGCAGGCGCAAGUCUUCCAGGAGAUUCUCACCAUCGACAAGCCGCGGGCCGUCACCUCCAUGAAGGCGUGGUCGACCUUCCUCCAGCUGGCCUCGCGCAGUCGCGUCCGUCCCGCCGAAACGCUAGCCGAGUACUUACCUAUGCGAUUAUCAAUGCAGGAGAGCUGUAAGUUGAGCAGACUACCCCUUCAUCUCUCUCUCUCUGUGUGUACGAUCUGGUUCGGCACGUUGACCUUCGGGAUGGGGCUGACGAUCCCGGACGAGGAGCUGCAAGUCUGCAUGAAGCUGGCCCGGCCAGGACACGCGGCGAUCAGCCUCACCAACGAUCUCUUUUCGUGGAAGAAGGAGCGGGUGGUUGCCGAGCUGGCAGGCGUGGAUUAUGUCUUCAACGCCGUAUGGGUCAUCAUGCAGGAGGGCGACGCCCAUGGGAAUUGCCGGUCCGAGGCGGCCGCCCUGGCGAUGUGUGAGGCCGAGAUCCGGCGCUACAUCGCCGAGUUUGAUGGGAUCGUCGAGGCGGCGCGCCGCCAUUUGCAUCUGUCGCGCAACACGCUGGCAUACCUGGAGGCGUCACAGUCACGUGGGGAACUUGGUCUGGAGUAUCUACUGUCCGCGGUACCAAGUAUAGAUCAAUUUUGA